Messenger RNA from Triticum aestivum (bread wheat), 4648 nucleotides. Its product is annotated as disease resistance protein Pik-2. Gene Ontology annotation, biological process: defense response to other organism. Lineage: Eukaryota; Viridiplantae; Streptophyta; Magnoliopsida; Poales; Poaceae. Gene Ontology annotation, molecular function: ADP binding. The transcript has 2 exons. The coding region runs from base 1 to 1899 and encodes 632 amino acids. The record is from RefSeq and is a predicted model, not a curated record.
AUGGUGAUGAGCAUUUCCUGUGCCCCCCACAUACAUUGCCCAGCCCCAUUCAAACAGACAAGAGCAGAAACUCUUAUCCUCCUUUUGGUACUUGGUAGAGAGAUGGAGCAUCCUGUUGUUAGCGCUGGUGGGGGUGCCAUUAACAUACUAGUAUGUAAGCUGGGUACGGUGCUCAUCCAAGAAGCACAGCUCCUUGGAGGCAUCCGAGGCGAGCUGCAGUACAUGAAGGAUGAGCUUGAGAGCAUGACAUCAUUCCUGCAGGACCUUGCUGAGGGGGGAAACCGCAGGAAGCAGGUUAAGAUUUGGAUGAAACAGGUGCGAGAGGUCGCGUAUGAUGUUGAGGAUUGCGUUGAUGAGUUUACAUAUCACCUUGGCAGCACCACGAGUGGUUCUGGCCUUGCCGGACUCUUCCACAGAUGCAUCCGUUUCCUGCAAACUGUCAGGGUGCGGCGUCAGAUUGCGAAACAAAUCCAAGAACUGAAAGCGCGCGCUACAAGUAUCAGCGACCGAAACUCAAGGUAUGGUGGUAAUCAUCUCAUUUCUGGAGCAGAAGGAAACACACUUGCUGCACAACCAGCACCAUCUUAUAUUACUUCUCUGGAUAUUCGUACCCCCGCACUCUUCCCAGAGAUAACGGAACUUGUGGGCAUUGAAGCGCAUCAAAGUAAUCUUGUGAAUUGGUUGGUGGAUGAAAACGUACAACAAUUACUGGUGCUACCUAUAUUCGGCUUUGGUGGUUUGGGGAAGACAACUCUUGCUAUGACGACAUAUCAGACAGCUAGUGCAAGUUUCCAGUGCCGAGCUUUUGUAACUGUAUCCCAGAAAUUUGAUGUGAAGAGUCUCAUAAGGGACAUUCUUCGUCAGAUUAUUCGACCAUUAAAUCAAAAUGGUCCAGCACCAGCAGUAGACCCACUCAAAGGCAUGGAAGAAUGGAACGUGGGACAGCUUGCAGAUAUGCUAAGGCAGCAUCUAGAAGAUAAGAGGUAUCUUAUUGUUCUCGAUGAUAUUUGGAGCAUGUCAGCUUGGGAAGGUAUUCGAUUUUGCUUGCCUAACUCACAUACUGGAAGCAGAGUAAUUGUUACCACAAGAAUGAAAACUGUAGCAAAAGCCUGCUGCCUCCAUGAGUAUGACAGAAAUUACGAAAUUGAACCACUCAGUGGUAGUGAAUCUAGCGAGUUAUUUUUCAAGAGAAUAUUUGGUAACAGGGAAAAUUGCCCAGCUGCCUUAAAAAACAUUUCAGAGAGGAUCCUGGGAAAGUGUGGUGGUAUACCCUUGGCCAUAGUCAGCAUUGCAGGUCUUUUGGCUAGCACACCCUUGUACAGUUAUGAUCGCUGGGAGAAGAUCUACAACUCUCUUGGCUUGGAGCUGGAAACCAGUCCCUGGCUUGAAAAACUGAAGAAAAUUCUUGAGCUUAGUUAUAAUGACCUUCCAUACCAUUUGAAAACUUGUUUCUUAUAUUUAAGCACCUACCCUGAGGAUUAUAAGAUCAGAAGGAAAAGUUUAUUGAGACGAUGGAUAGCAGAACGCUCUGUGACAGUGAAGCGUGGAUUAAGUGCCUUGGAGGUGUCUGAAAAAUAUUUCAAUGAAUUACUCAACAGGAGUAUGGUUCUUCCAAUUGAAAUGAGCUUUGAUGGGAAGGUCAAGACCUUUCGAGUUCAUGAUAUAAUGCUAGAGAUCAUUGUUUCAAAAUCAAUUGAAGAGAAUUUCGUCACUUUGGUAGGUCAACAGUCUACUUUAGCUCCUCAAGAGAAGAUUCGGCGGCUAUCCAUUCAUGGAGGAAGUUACCAAAACAUUGCCACAAGCAAAUUGUUAAGCCAUGUCCGAUCAUUGAGUAUAUUUUUUUCGAGAAAACGCAGGGGACCCAUGCGUUUCAUUCCAUUGAAAAGAGAGAGUUUGUAAUUACAAUCCUCCUAGGAGGCGGUUUCAGACAGAAAGUAGAUGCUAGUGCACAUCCCAUGAGGUGGGCAGCACGACUCUAAGGCCAGCAGCGCCAGCAGUGGCCCAGAGCCUGGCUUCGGCCUUGAUCCUACUCACUAAGGCGUGAACGGACGGUUGCACGCGGUCGAAGAUGCAGUCGUUUCGGUGUUUCCAAAGCAUCCAGGAUGUCAGAAGCGUCGCGGAUGCCAGCCCCUUGCGCAUCAGCUGGGGGGUGUCUUGCCUGGCGUUGAGCCACCAAUCGAGCAGGGAGCUGUCAUUGGCCGGCGCUCGGCAGGUCAUGCGCAUCCAGGAAAGGAUCUCGUGCCAGACCUGCCGCGAGAAGGGGCGAGCUAGCAGGAGGUGCUGCAUCGUCUCCGGGGCCUGGUCGCACAAGGGGCACGCCGUGUGGUGCUGAAGCCCAUGUCGAUCGAGGCGGUCAGCCGUCCAGCAGCGGUCAAGGCUGACAAGCCAGAGAAAGAAUUUCACUUUUGGCGGCGCCCAACUCUUCCAAGUGAGCUUCCAGUGGUUGCAGGCGAUUGAUCCGUGGAAGGAUGCGAGGUAGGUGGAUUUAGCAGUGUAGGUGCUGGCUUCAGUCCACUUCCAAAUCAGCUUGUCAGGCUCGGCGGAGAGGGCAAUACCCUCGAGGAGUCGCCAAAGCAACAAGUACUGGCCGAUCUCGUGAACUCCCAGGACGCCGUGGAUCUCGCGCGCCCAGAGAUGGGCCUGCAGGCCCUCAGCGACCGUCCUAUUCUUCCUUCGCCGUUUUGGGAUGCAGGCGUGCAGCAAGGGUGCAAUCUCGCGAACGGAGCGUCCAUUGAUCCACCGGUCCUCCCAAAAUUUGGUGUUGUGGCCGUUCCCAAUGGAUGUGUGGGUGCUGGCGAAGAAGAAGGCCUGCUCCUCAGCAGAGAACUGGAGGUCGAGACCAGCCCAAGCACGGCGCUCGUCGGUUUUGCUGAACCAGAGCCAACGGGUCCUGAGCGCCAUGCCGGUGCGCUCCAGAUCGUGCACGCCCAGUCCGCCGAGGGUCCUGGGGCGCGCGACGCGACGCCAGUUAACGUGGCAGUGGCCUCCCUUGGCCUCGGCGCGCCCGGCCCAAAGGAACCCACGCUGGAUACGCUCAAGCAUGCGGAGGAUCCUCUUUGGGGGCGCCAACACAAGCAGCUGGUGCAGCGGGAUCGCGCUGAGCACCGAUUUCACCAGCGCGAGCCGGCCUGCUCGGUUCAUGAGCCAAGCCUUCCAGGUGGGCAGUCUGCCCGCCACUCUGUCGACGAGGGGUAGCAGCUGCGCGGUGGUGGGGCGUCGAAUGGUGAGCGGGAUGCCGAGGUAGGUGAUGGGGAGCUUGACGAUUGGGCAGCCCAGGCUCUCGACGACGGGCAGUACAGUGUCAUCUUCGCAGCGGAUGAGCGUGGCGGUGCUCUUGGGGAAGUUGACGCGGAGUCCGGAUACCCGGCCAAAAAGCUGCAGGAUUGCCUUCACGGCCUCGAUGUCGUCCGGCUGCGGGUGACAGAAGAGGACCACAUCAUCCGCAUAAAGCGAGAUGGGGGGGAUCGGUCUGGAGGGGUGCAGCCGGCGUAUGAUCCCGAGCUCGGUGACAUGCUUGAACAGGCGACCAAGGGUGUCUACAGCCAAGACGAACAGUUGCGGCGACAUGGGGUCCCCUUGGCGCAGGCCUUGGCGGUGCCAAAUUGGGGGGCCGGGGCUUCCAUUGAGCAGCACCUUGGUGCUAGCAGAAGACAAGAGGAUCGCCAGCCACUCAAGGAAUCUAUCCCCGAAGCCGUAUUGCUUCAGCACCUCGAAGAGGAAAGGCCAGGAUAUCGAGUCGAAUGCCCUCGCGAGAUCAAGCUUCAGCAUUACGCGCGGUGCUCCCAGCUGGUGCAGAAGGCGAGCAGAUUGGCGCACCAGGACGAAGUUGUCGUGGAGGCUGCGUCCAGGGAUGAAGGUGUUCUGGUUGUUGCUGACGAGGGCGUCGAGUCUCGGCGCGAGGCGGAGCGACAGCACCUUGGCGAAGACUUUUGGAACCAGGUGGAUGAGGCUGAUCGGCCGAUAGUCCCGUAGGCAGCUCGCAUCGGCACGCUUGGGGAGCAGGGAGAGCAGGGCCUGGUUCAGACGUGCGAACCCGCGCCCCCGCAUGUCGUAGAGCUGCUGGAAGACGACGGCGAAGUCGGCCUUGACCGUGGGCCAGCAGGCGCGUAGGAAUUCGGCAGUGAAGCCGUCGGGCCCUGGUGCCUUGCGUGCCGGCAGCCGCUUCACGGCGUUCCAAAUCUCCUCGUCGUCGAAGGGCGCAUCCAGCUCGAGGAGGUACGGAGAUGGGGUGAUCAGCUGCGAGAGGUCCAGAAUGCAGUCACGGCCGGCCUCGGUGCCCAACAGCUCGUCAAAGUGCACGAAGGCGGCGGAGGCCAUGUCGGCAUGGUCGGUGAGCGUGUGGUCGCCAACGUUGAGGCUAUGCACCCAAUUCUUCUGGCGGCGAUAGGAGCAUUGAGUAUAUUUGCUGAUGGAGAAAUGUUACAGUUUGCUUGGAUAAAACUUCUUAGAAUAUUAGACUUAGAAGGUUCUGGGUUUGCCAGGAAUGGAGAUAUUAGAAAUAUAUGUAAACUGUUUCAGUUGGAAUAUCUCAGUCUCCGGAAUACAUAUGUCACUGAGCUUCCUGUGCAAAUAGGAAACCUCAAAAUGUUGGAGACACUUGAUGUCAGGGACACAGCCAUAAAGCAUUUGCCUCCACACAUUACCAAUC